Oryza sativa Japonica Group (Japanese rice) is the source of this 1748-nucleotide messenger RNA. RefSeq names its product F-box/FBD/LRR-repeat protein At1g13570. NCBI's taxonomy places the organism in Eukaryota, Viridiplantae, Streptophyta, Magnoliopsida, Poales, Poaceae. Gene Ontology annotation, molecular function: protein binding. The record is from RefSeq and is a predicted model, not a curated record.
CCGCCUUCUCGUCGGCGUCCGAUCCCAAAACCCUCGCCGGCGGCAUGGGCGACAUCGUCCGGCAAAUCCUGGGGUGGUUCCCCGGCCAUCCCGCCUCCGGAAACGGCGCCACGCUUUCCGCCGCCGAGGGCUACGGCAGCGAGGACCGCGUCAGCGCGCUCCCCGACGACCUUCUCCGCAACAUCGUCGCCCGCCUCCCCGUCAAGGACGCGGCUCGCACCGCGGCGCUCGCCUCCCGCUGGCGGCGCGUCUGGAGCUCCACGCCGCUCGUCCUCCGCGACGCCGAUCUCCUCUUCUCCGCCGGCGAGGCCGCGGGCGUCGCGGCCGUCGGCCGCGCCCUCGCCGGUCACCCGGGCCCCUUCCGCGUCGUCCACAUCGAGCACUGCAUGUUCGCGUUCCACCGUCCCGAGCUCGCCGAGUGGGCGCGCCUCGUCGCCGCCAAGGGCGUGGAGGACCUCGUCUUCGUCAACAUUCCCGUCCACUACUUCGAUGUGCCCCUCCCCGCCGACAUCCUCCGCUGCGCCGCUCUCCGCCGCCUCUUCAUCGGCAACUGGAAUUUCCCGGCCACCUCUGGCUUCCCCCGCGGCGCCGACGUCUUCCCCCACCUCCUGGAGCUCUACAUUUGGAACACCGUCAUGAGCGCCAGGGACCUCAACCAUCUGCUCGCCUGCAGCCCAGUGCUGCAGAGCCUCGCGCUCGCCCUCAACAGCCAUCCCAACCGCGUCCGCCUCUGCAGCCAGAGCCUCCAAUGCGUGCUUCUUUUCUUGUCUAAGGCGGAGGAGGUCGCCGUGGUGGAUGCCCCACUGCUGCAGCGCCUCGUUCUGUGGAAAAUAUCAACUUCUUAUGAUACAGAUGAUGAGUUGCCAGUAAAGAUUAGGCUUGCUUGUGCACCGGAGCUACAGGUCCUGGGCUAUCUGGAGCCAAGAGCUCACCAGCUGCAGAUUGGCGAAACCAUCAUCAAGGCUGACACAAAGGUGAUUCCAAGCUCCAUGGUUCCGAGUAUCAAGGUAUUGGCCUUGAGGGUGAAUUUUUGUGUGCAAGAGGAGAUCGCUAUGCUGGUCAGCUUCCUCAGAUGCUUUCCCAAUGUUGAAACACUGCACAUCGAGUCUGAUAUAGAUGAUGAGUUCACUGGCCAGCCCCAUGCCAAGUUCUGGCAGGAGGUCUGUCCUGUUGAAUGUAUCAAUUCACACGUCAAGAAGAUUGUCUUUCAUGAUUUUCAUGGGGACAAAUGCGAGCUUGAAUUCAUCGAUUUCAUCGCCAGGACAGCACAGGAGCUUCAGGCUUUACUGCUUAUGUUGACCAGUAAAACGUAUGGUCCUGUUGUUGAUGUGGAUGAAGUGAACAGCCAAUUGGGCGUCCUGUCAUUUGCAUCUGAAGAGUGCAUAACGUCGCUGCUUGGGCCUAAAGUGCAGAUGGUUCACAUAUUCCACAGAUCAUUGGAUCUUUCUGUGGAUGACCCUUUCCUCUGAUGAACUUGAAUGCGCUAGCUGGAUAAAUAUUCCUUGAUCUUUGCCUUAUUAUGGGAAACAGUUACCCUUAUGUUGCAGUGUUGCCUAGUUAGGCACUCUCUUGUUGUUAAUGUGCUUCCUCUGAGAUAGGGCUAGUAGUUUCAAUAUUACUAAGUGGCUGUAAGCGUUUAAAUUUGUAGUACUAUGGUUUACUGCAAGGACCACUGUCCCAUAAUAUCUCUAUGGCAAUAGUACUACGUACUUACAUCUAUAUGCAGUUCAUGUGACUUUCCGUUUCUA